Candidozyma haemuli is the source of this 1155-nucleotide messenger RNA. RefSeq names its product lactoylglutathione lyase (gene GLO1). Gene Ontology annotation, molecular function: lactoylglutathione lyase activity; metal ion binding. Lineage: Eukaryota; Fungi; Ascomycota; Pichiomycetes; Serinales; Metschnikowiaceae. Bases 1 to 1155 code for a protein of 384 amino acids. The transcript has a single exon. The record is from RefSeq and is a predicted model, not a curated record.
AUGUUGUCGAAAUUUCGGUCACUUACCCAUUCUGCGCCGUUCUUUAGCCGAGCAGCUUUCCAGAACAGUAAAAGCCGCUGGUGUGCACCUGCUUAUCACUUCGCUGCUUAUAAAGCAAGCGGUGUUACCGCAACUAAAGGUUUCACCACUUCGACAACUACUUUCUCUGAAACUGCAAAAAUGGUGAAGAUCGACGACACCUUUGUGAUGAACCACACGUGUAUCAGGAUCAAGGACCCUAAAGUGUCUGUUCCUUUCUACGAGCGCAACUUUGGCAUGAAGCUUCUCCAGAAGUUUGCCUUUGACAGCUUUACCUUGUAUAUGCUUGCCAUUGACGAUGGUUCUGGUGCCAAUUGGGCUGCUAGAGAGGGUGUUUUGGAAUUGACCCAUAACCACGGUGCUGAAGAUGACCCUGAUUACUCGGUGAACAAUGGUAACGGCGAGAAGUUCAGAGGGUUUGGUCAUAUCUGUUUCUCAGUGGACAACAUUGAAGCAACCCAGGACAGAUUGUUGCAAGGUGAUGUCAAGUUCCAGAAGAAAUUGACUGAUGGAAGACAGAAGAACAUUGCUUUUGCUUUGGACCCUGAUGGAUACUGGAUUGAGCUCAUUGAGCACGGUAAGGAUAAGAAGGAUGGAUCCACUGAUCCUGCUUCCUAUAAGCUCAACCACUCGAUGAUCAGAGUCAAGGAUGCUAACAAGUCGCUUGAGUUCUACAGAAAGGCUCUUGGUAUGAAGCUUUUCACCAAGAAAGAGUUUGAGGCUGCGAAAUUCACUUUGUACUUCCUUGGCUACGACCAUGCUUCUACGCUGGAAGAGGGUGCAAUUAUCGAAGGUGAGGCUCCUCCUUCCAAGCAAGCUCUCCAGCAGGGUCUUCUUGAGCUCACUUACAACUGGGGCACUGAGUCUGACCCUAACUUUGAAGGCUACCACAACGGUAACUCUACUGAAAAUGGUGCUAAACAGGGCUACGGCCAUAUUUGCGUUGCAUGCAAGGAUCCAGCUUCCUUCUGCAAAGCCAUUGAAGAGGAGUUUGGUGAUUCUGCCGACUGGUCUGUCAAGUGGAACCAAGGUAAGAUGAAGAACUUGGCUUUCAUCAGAGACCCCGAUGGAUACUCAAUUGAGAUCAUUCCACUGGACAUGUUUGGCAGCAAAUAG